AUGCUUUGUAGGGGCUGGUAUGGAGUUAUAUGCGCUAAUGGUGGGGUAAACAAGUUGAAUAUUACAAAUGCUAGUGUCGUUGGCACGCUCCAUGAUUUUCCAAUUUCAUCUCCCCCCUUUCUGGAAUAUGUUGAUCUUAGAAUGAACCAACUCUAUGGAACCAUCCCGCCUACAAUAGGAAACUCGCUAAUCUUGUCUAUCUUGACUUGUCGGUUGAUCGGUUUUCGAGGCACAAUACCACAACAAAUCGGCUCACUAACAAAGCUUGACACCCUCCACAUCUUUGACAACCAUUUAAAUGGUUCAACUCCAGGAGAGUUGGGGAAUGUGAAAAAUCUCACUGUACUUAAGUUACACGAUAAUCAACUUACUGUAACUAUUCCUACUUCAUUUGGCAAUUUGAGAAACUUGGAUACUCUGUUUCUCCGUACCAACAAACUUUCAAGUUCCAUUCCUAAAAAACUUGCCUAUUUGGAUAACUUGGUUGCGCUUGCAAUGGGUGUAAAUCAAUUUUCAGGCCAUUUGCCAGAGCAGCUUUGCCAAGGUGGGAAACUUGAGAUCUUCAUGGUGAUGAGUAACAAGUUGACAGGGCCAAUACCAAGAGCUUUUGGUAUCUACCAAAAGCUUCGGUUCAUUGAUUUGAGCGACAAUGAUUUUCAUGGUGAACUCCGCAGCAACUGGGGGAAAUGCGAGAGUUUGACUGAUUUGCAGAUUGCUAGAAAUAACAUUAGUGGUAAUAUACCACCAGAGAUUGGAAACGUCAAAGGGCUUCAAGGACUUGAUCUUUCAUCCAAUCAUUUGGUUUGGCACACACCAAGGGAAUUUGGAAAAUUGACCUCUCUGCUUAAUCUCUUUGUGCAAAACAACCAUAUUUCUGGAAAUUUUCCUAAGGAACUUGGGUCACUAACAAAGUUACUGCCCCUCAAUCUGUCAGACAAUAGAUUGAAUGGGCUGAUCCCAAGGAGAUUACGUUAA
Lycium ferocissimum is the source of this 975-nucleotide messenger RNA. Its product is annotated as probable leucine-rich repeat receptor-like protein kinase At1g35710. The coding region runs from base 1 to 975 and encodes 324 amino acids. Gene Ontology annotation, molecular function: protein binding. The record is from RefSeq and is a predicted model, not a curated record. NCBI's taxonomy places the organism in Eukaryota, Viridiplantae, Streptophyta, Magnoliopsida, Solanales, Solanaceae. The transcript has a single exon.